Molecule: messenger RNA, 2010 nt
Organism: Octopus sinensis (East Asian common octopus)
Lineage: Eukaryota; Metazoa; Mollusca; Cephalopoda; Octopoda; Octopodidae
Product: growth hormone secretagogue receptor type 1-like
Exons: 2
Coding region: 693-1688 (331 amino acids)
Biological process (GO): G protein-coupled receptor signaling pathway
Cellular component (GO): plasma membrane
Molecular function (GO): G protein-coupled receptor activity
Source: RefSeq, a predicted model, not a curated record
UUAUCUAUCUAUCUAUCUAUCUAUCUAUCUAUCUAUCUAUCUAUCUAUCUAUCUAUCUAUCUAUCUAUCUAUCUAUCUAUCUAUCUAUCUAUCUAUCUAUCUAUCUAUAUGAAUGACUGAUACAGCUUGUCUUACAACUUUCGCAGAAUCACCUAUUUUAUAAGAAAUUGCUAAUUUAUGUAGACCAAUCAAUAUCAACAAGAAAAAAGAAAUACAAAACAAAGCCAAAAAAAAAAGUACUCUGUGAUUUGAAUUAUUUUUCAUAUUACACCUGAUCGCUAAUGAAAGAUUUCUACGUGAUCGCAGAGAAGUAUGAGGCUGAAAAACAAGUGUUGAAAGCAGAGAGAAACAUUGAUAAUUUGAUGGUACGAGUCUUGUAACGAAAAGAAGAGUUAUACAAUUAAAGGAUUAUUUUGAUGUCAGGAUUGAAAGGCACAAAAGAAAAUUAUAACGAAAUAUAAAGAGGAAAAGAUGAAAUGGAAGAAAUGUGAAGUUUAAAGGUGUAAAAAUGGAAUAUUACGUUGAGUGUUCGAAAAGGUUAUAUAACAGGCAUCAUGGUGAAAUACCGAAUUACUGCAUUCAGGCGACAGAAUUCUUCAAAUAACUUACAAAAUAUAUUCAAGAAGAAUCCGUUUGGAUAUAACUAUAUUCGAUAAGAAGAAAUAGAUUAAUUUAUCAGUGAAUACUUCACAAUGAAAGAACAUACAAAUUUAUCUUCAAAUUUUACUUUGAUAGAUAAACCGAAUCAGAUCCUUGAGAUUGCUGGAACUUUACAUAUAUAUGCGUUGCCCGUCCUAAUAGCCUUUGGAAUCCCAAGCAAUUUGCUGUCUCUGGUUGUUUUCACAUGUAGCACAGCCAUGAAUAAGCUUCCAUCCAGUACAUAUAUGGCAGCACUUGCUCUAUCAGAUUCAGGCUUUCUUUCAAUUCUCUUAUGCAUCUGGCUGCAACAAAUGAAAAUACAAGAAUAUGUCACACAGUUGUGGUGUCAAGUAAUUGUUUUUGGUGCGUAUAUAUUUGGCUUUUUGUCGGUUUGGUUCACAGUUUUAUUUACAAUAGAACGAUACAAAGUAAUAUGCUAUCCCUUGAAAGCAACACAGAUUUGUUCUAAACGGAGGGCUCGGUUAUCUACUCUUAUAAUCUGUAUAAUCGCCAUGUUUCUGUAUUUUUCCAGUUUUUGGACGACCAUCAAUCACCAAGGAGAAUGCACAUUUCGUGAAGAACUGUUCAUAUUACUUACAAUAAUAACUUACGUCGAUACUAUAAUUACGUUUUUAAUACCAUUCUUAGCCAUUGUUUUUAUGAAUAUAAGAAUAAUCUUCGCUGUGCGCGCGUUAAAAAAGCGCAUCAAUUGGCUACAGGAAUCUCAGCCUCACGAAAAGAUCCAAAAUUUGUUGUCAAAAACACAAAUGAAGCUGACCAAGUCGUUGGUAAUCGUUUCAAGCGUUUUCUUAAUGUUAGUCCUUCCCAGCCAUUUUACGAGAUUUUAUUUUCUAAUUUUCACCCAUUUUUUAUCUUCUGAUUUAAAAUUAACUUUGCAAACUGCUCAGUACAUCUUGCAAUUUCCUUACUAUUUAACAUUUGGCAUCAACUUCCUUCUUUACACUUGUACAAGUUAUAUGUUCCGACAAGGUCUUUUGGAAAUUUAUCGAAAUAUUAAAGAGAAAGUUCGAUCGAUAAAGUUUAAAUGAAUUUGCGGAGGAAUACAAAAUAUCGUCAUUUUUUAAUUAUUUUUCAAGAAACAAGCUGCUAAUAUAAUCGACCAUAUGUGUACAUUAACUGUUUACUUUUUUAAAUUAAAAUUUGUGUCACUAUUAUUGCCUAAUCCAAGAUGUAUUUUAUGGAUAUAGUGACAGCACAACAAUAAAUCCGAUUAUUCACUAUAUACCCAUACACCUGUAUAUCUAUCUAUCUGUCUAUCUAUCUAUCUAUCUAUCUAUCUAUCUAUCUAUCUAUCUAUCUAUCUAUCUAUCUAUCUAUCUAUCUAUCCACCAGUCUGCCUGUCUGUUUGUC